Molecule: messenger RNA, 2926 nt
Organism: Oryza brachyantha (malo sina)
Lineage: Eukaryota; Viridiplantae; Streptophyta; Magnoliopsida; Poales; Poaceae
Product: U-box domain-containing protein 4
Exons: 5
Coding region: 99-2579 (826 amino acids)
Biological process (GO): protein ubiquitination
Cellular component (GO): nucleus; cytoplasm
Molecular function (GO): protein binding; ubiquitin-protein transferase activity
Source: RefSeq, a predicted model, not a curated record
AACACAGGAGAGAGAGAAAGAGAGAGAGAUCCCGUCGCCUCCCGCCUCGAUCCCGAUCUCCUCCGCCGCGGCCGCCGCCGUCGACGCCGCAAGGGCUGAUGGAGAAUUUCUCCCUGAGGACCCUGCUCAAUAGUAUAUUGCGCAUCACUGUCUUAACCUCUGAUGGAUCUACUUCAAGGCCCAAACCUAUUCAGAAAUACUGCCAAAAUGUAUGUGAUAUCUCAAGCAUUGUGAGCCCUCUCAUAGAAGAUCUAUGUGAGUCUCCUGAAGAUCAACUGAAUGAGGUGUUAAGGGAGCUUGGCACUGCUGUUAAUGAAGCUUCAGGACUUAUUGGGAACUGGCACCAGACAACCAGCAAAAUAUAUUUUAUAUGGCAGAUUGAAUCAGUAAUCUCAGAUAUUCAGGGAUGUUCCCUACAGCUGUGCCAGCUUGCUAACUCUCUAUUACCUUCCCUGACUGGCCGUGCAUGCACAUGUAUUGAGAAACUCCAAGACAUAAAUUAUGAACAUAUGCUUGAUCUGGUAAAAGAGGCUUCAAUGGAGCUAGCUGAGACGGACACAGCAAGUCCAGAGAGUCUUUCGAGACUAUCUAGUACAUUGAGUCUGUCAACUAACCUAGAAUUGUACAUGGAAGCUGUUUCCCUUGAGAGUCUCAGAGCAAGGGCAAUGCGAAGUGAGAACCGUGAAGAAUUGGAUCUAGCUGAGAAGAUGAUUCCACUAGUCAACUAUAUGCAUGAUCGCCUUUUGAGGGAAACACAACUGCUUAACAUCAACGGGGUGCCUAUUCCUGCAGAUUUUUGCUGUCCGCUUUCCCUAGAGCUGAUGUCAGAUCCUGUUAUUGUAGCAUCUGGCCAGACAUACGAGCGGGUUUAUAUCAAGUUAUGGCUUGAUGAAGGUUUUACUAUCUGCCCAAAGACACGCCAAAGACUUGGCCACUCCAAUUUAAUUCCAAAUUACACCGUGAAAGCUUUGAUAGCUAACUGGUGCGAAUCACAUAACAUUAGGCUUCCUGAUCCUAUGAAAUCCUUGAAAUUGAACUUUCCUUCAGCUGCAUCUGCUCUCCAGGAUUUGAGCACCACAGGAAGCAGCCCUCUACAUCCUACUGUUGUUGCUAAGGGUAAUAUUCCUGGGUCCCCAGAAGCUGACUUGUAUAUGAGAAGCUUGAAUAGAGCAUCUCCUCCGCACAGUGUAGUCCAUCAGAAUUCUCAUGCGCACGUGAACCGUGCUGGUCAUGAAGCCUCCGCUAAGCAAUCUUCAGAAAAUGCUAAUGGUUCAGUAGCAGACAUUUCAAGGUUAUCUCUUGCAGGUUCUGAAACAAGAGAGCCUAGUCUGGAAGGAAGAAAUGCUGGUUCUAUCGGUCAAACUUCAGAACAGUCUGCUGAGGAAGCAUUUCAAGCAUCUAAUUUGGACAGGGAUUCACAGGACCAUGUGGGUAGUUCUUCGGUGAAUGGUAGCCUUCCAAAUAGCGGUCAACUUGAUGCAGAAUGUGACAAUGGGCCAAGCGGUAGGACAAAUUACAGCAGUGAUGCAUCUUUAGAGGUUACAGAUGGUGGGCCUUCAGCCUCUUCUGUUCCUCAGAGGGAGCAUCUAAUCCCUUCUAGAUUGGCUGAUGUUCGUAGUAGAGGCCAAUUUGUUCGGCGACAAUCAUCUGAAAGAGGUUUCCCUAGAAUAAUAUCUUCCUCAUCCAUGGAUACACGGAGUGAUCUUUCUGCUAUCGAGAGUCAGGUUCGCAAGCUAGUUGAUGAUUUGAGAAGUGAUUCUGUAGAUGUUCAAAGAUCAGCAACAUCAGAGAUCCGGCUUUUAGCUAAGCACAACAUGGAGAACAGGAUUGUCAUUGCGAACUGUGGGGCUAUAAACUUGCUGGUCGGUCUUCUUCAUUCGCCAGAUGCCAAAAUUCAAGAGCAUGCUGUGACAGCUCUUCUGAAUUUGUCGAUCAACGAUAACAAUAAGAUCGCGAUUGCAAAUGCUGAUGCUGUUGAUCCCCUCAUCCAUGUCCUUGAGACAGGGAACCCUGAAGCCAAAGAGAAUUCAGCAGCCACAUUGUUCAGUCUUUCAGUUAUUGAAGAAAACAAAGUGAGGAUUGGAAGGUCUGGUGCCAUCAAGCCUCUGGUCGACUUACUAGGAAAUGGGACCCCUCGAGGAAAGAAAGAUGCAGCUACAGCAUUGUUUAAUUUAUCCAUUUUACAUGAGAACAAGGCACGUAUUGUGCAGGCUGAUGCUGUGAGGUAUCUGGUUGAGCUUAUGGACCCUGCUGCUGGAAUGGUUGACAAAGCUGUGGCUGUCUUGGCAAACCUUGCUACCAUACCAGAAGGGAGGACAGCGAUUGGGCAAGCCCGUGGUAUUCCAGCCCUUGUUGAAGUUGUUGAACUCGGUUCAGCAAGGGGCAAGGAAAACGCUGCCGCAGCGUUGCUUCAGCUAUGUACAAACAGCAGCAGAUUUUGCAGCAUAGUUCUUCAAGAGGGUGCUGUGCCUCCUUUAGUUGCACUGUCACAGUCAGGCACGCCACGGGCAAGAGAGAAGGCACAAGCUCUUCUCAGCUACUUUCGCAGCCAAAGGCACGGGAAUUCAGCAAGGAGAUAACCUUAUCAGAAAUUUUUGUAGGUGUACAUUAAGCAUCUCUUUCGAUUCAUCAGACAGCGGCUUGGCUCCGCGUAUUGUUGUUGGCUCUUGGGUCUUUAUGGCCUUAUGUAUUGUUUAUAGUUAAAUUGAGAUUGUGCUCAUGUCAUGCAAAUGUUGUGAGCGCUGGGUUGGGUGUUUGUUGUUGAGAUGGUGUACUUUUAGUUCUCUUUUUUUUUGUUGGAGGAUCUCUCUCUCUCCCUCUUUCUCUUGUAUAGGUUGUCCAUUGGUAGUAGCUUACCUAUUCAAUGGGAUUUUGUUUUGUAUAUGCUAUUGACCCUGACAUUAUGAUUGUUUUGAUGGUUGUAAAA